UUCUGAAGAAAAAACACCAUCCAUCAGUCAAUCUUCCCACCAAGCACCACAGUCUGGGCAUGCCACAAUGCCAGCCAAUCUGGGUGGAAAUGGACCACCACCUGGGUAUGGCUAUGGACAACAACCUGGGUAUGGUGGGUAUGGCUAUGGCCCACAACCUGGGUAUGGUGGACCACCCAUGCAUGGGACAUCCGGACACCCACAAUAUGGACAUGGAUCCUAUGGUCCACAACCUGGGUAUGGUGGACCACCCAUGCAUGGGACAUCCGGACACCCACAAUAUGGACAUGGAUCCUAUGGCCCACAACCUGGGUAUGGUGGACCACCCAUGCAUGGUCAGAUUCCUAUGUAUGGUGCACCCGGGUACCCACAAUCUGAACAAGAAUCUUACUCAGGCUUUUGGAACCUCUUUGGGUCUCAACCAAAACAACACAGCUUGUCAAGUUACCCAACCUAUAGGGGAGGACCUAUACCAGAGGGUCAUAAGGUUGUGUGUUACUAUGAAGAUGAAGAAGACUAG
This is a messenger RNA of Puccinia graminis f. sp. tritici CRL 75-36-700-3, 520 nucleotides long. RefSeq lists its product as uncharacterized. NCBI's taxonomy places the organism in Eukaryota, Fungi, Basidiomycota, Pucciniomycetes, Pucciniales, Pucciniaceae. The transcript has a single exon. The record is from RefSeq and is a predicted model, not a curated record. Bases 68 to 520 code for a protein of 150 amino acids.